CUACAGCCCGGUGUGACGACGAUUCGGUGACUUCGCGGCAGCUUAUUGGCCAGAGUAGUCAUUCCUUCUUUCGGCAUCAUGGCGCCCGUCUCUGUCUGGCUUCUCUUCUCUGUGAUCUUAGUAAUUUCCCUCCACGCAAUUGAUGCCGGGAGGGAUUUCUACUCAAUACUUGGGGUGCCAAAAUCUGCUACAACAAAUCAGAUCAAGAAAGCCUACAGGAAGUUGGCUAAAGAGCUACAUCCUGACAAAAACAAAGAUGAUUCUGAUGCAGAUGAAAAGUUCAAAGAUCUUGGUGCAGCUUAUGAAGCAUUAUCAGAUCCUGAAAAACGGGAAACCUAUGAUAGAUGUGGUGAGGAAUGCCUCCAGAAGGAGGGGAUGGGUGGAGGUGGUAUGGAUCCAUUUGCCAGUUUUUUUGGAGACUUUGGAUUUGGAUUUGGAUUUGGUGGUCAGGAGAGAGGCCAUGAAGUCGCACGAGGUGCUGAUAUUGCCAUGGACCUUUGGGUUACUCUUGAAGAACUCUACUCUGGAAACUUUGUGGAGGUAGUAAGAAACAAGCCAGUCAUAAAACCAGCUAGAGGGACAAGAAAGUGCAACUGUCGACCAGAGAUGGUCACUCGUCAGUUGGGACCUGGACGCUUUCAAAUGACUCAGCAGACUGUUUGUGAUGAAUGCCCCAAUGUCAGAUUGGAAAAUGAGGAAAGGGUCUUGGAAGUGGAAGUGGAACCAGGUAUGGUUGAUGGACAGGAGCAUCGGUUUGUUGCUGAGGGAGAACCUCAUAUUGAUGGGGAACCAGGGGAUCUCCUUUUUGUGGUACGCACCCAUCCACAUGACCGAUUUCAUCGCAAGGGAGAUGAUCUGUACACCAAUGUCACUAUUUCUCUGCAGGAUGCACUCACAGGCUUUGAAAUGGACAUUGAGCACCUGGAUGGCCACAAGGUGCAUAUUAAGAGGGAGAAAGUGACAUGGCCUGGGGCACGAAUCCGGCGCAAGGGAGAAGGCAUGCCCAACUAUGAAAACAACAAUCUUUAUGGAAUGCUUUACAUCACAUUUGACAUAGAAUUCCCCAAGAAGGAUUUCACUGAAGAAGAGAAGGAAGAAUUGAGGAAGAUCUUGAAUCAGGACAGUGUGAACAAAGUCUACAAUGGGUUAUGACGAGGCUAGCAUUCAGGAGGCCUUUAUGGAAACUGGGCUGUCUCACUGUGAUCUCAUCCAUCUGUUUAUCCUGUUUGAGAGCUCUCAUUCUACUGUAUUUGUUUCUGCAUCUUUAAAUACCGGUACUUGUUCUAGUGUGGAGAUUCAUGUUUGUGACACUUGCUAUCACCAAAAAGGGCAUGAAAACUUCCUGUUUUGAAAUUUGGGUUUGUUUGGACUUGGACUGGAUUUCAGUUUGGGUAUUUGCACUUGUGAUAAUCAAAAUAAUCAAAAUCAUUAUUGCAACCCUGGGAUGUUCUCCCACUUGAGGAGAUAUGGUUAUUAUGAUAGUAAUAUAGGCUGAAACCAUGCAUACAACUAAGUUUUAUGGGAAAUCGAGUGUCAAGGAACUACAAACCAAAUGAUGUCUUAUUUCUUUCCUGUGAAUUUUUUGUAAUCACCCUGGGCAUAAACAAUUUUUAUGGGUCAGUUGUAGGCCCUAUUUCCAUGACCAUGGGUGAUAUAAACCUGCCUGUGAUGAGG
Darwinula stevensoni is the source of this 1674-nucleotide messenger RNA. Lineage: Eukaryota; Metazoa; Arthropoda; Ostracoda; Podocopida; Darwinulidae. The record is from the annotation of a GenBank genome assembly.